UUCCAGUGUCACCCUUAUAUUUUGUUUAAUAGAUUUUCUUCUGUCUUUUCUUUUUCUGCCUGUCUUAAUUAAUUAGUGAGAUCUAACGGUUGUAAGUUUUUCUAUUUACGGAUACGCACAAAGACAUGGGUUCUAACGCUUCAGAAGUUGUUCUUGAUUUGUUUCCCUACCUUAAAGUAUACAAAGAUGGAACGCUCGAGAGGAUUGCCGGAGUUGAAGUAGUUCCGCCAGGACUUGAUACUGAAACUGGCGUUUUAUCCAAAGACAUCGUCGUCAUACCGGAAAUCGGCGUCUCAGCCAGGAUUUACCGGCCCAACUUGCUUAGUAAAGAUGAAAAGAUACCACUCGUAGUUUAUUUUCAUGGUGGAGCGUUUUGUGUAGCAUCUCCAGCCUGUCCAGAGUACCAUACCAGCCUCAACAAGCUCGUUGCUGAGGCUAACAUCAUAGCUCUUUCAGUUGGCUACAGGUUAGUCCCAGAGCAUCCUCUUCCUACUGCAUAUGAAGACUCAUUGGCUGCACUUCAGUGGAUAGCUUCCCACAAGGAGGGAGAUGGCGACCAUGAGGCUUGGAUCAAGGAUUAUGCUGACUUUGACCAGGUUUUUUUGGCUGGUGAUAGUGCUGGUGCAAAUAUUGCACACCACUUGGCUUUGCGGAUCAAGCACUCAGGCCUGGAUCAGAACUUGAAGAUUCUUGGUAUUGGUAUGAUCCAUCCUUACUUUUGGGGAACAAACCCAAUUGGAGCAGAGGUUACUGAUUCGUUCAGGAAAGGAUUAGUGGAUAAUUGGUGGUUGUACGUUUGUCCCUCUGAUAAAGGGUGUGAUGAUCCGCUUAUCAACCCUUUUGUGGAUGGAUCCUCAGAUCUUGCAGGCUUGGCAUGUGAUGGAAUCCUUAUUACUGUUGCAGGGAAGGAUAUACUUAGGGACAGAGGGAGGCUUUAUUAUGAUAAAUUGGUGAAAUCUGGGUGGAAGGGAAAGGCAGAGAUUAUGGAGAUCGAAGGUGAGGAUCACGUUUUCCAUAUUUUUAACCCUGACUGUGCAAAGGCUAAGAGCAUGAUCAAACGCAUGGCUUCUUUCCUGAACCAGGGAAAAGCUCCCGUCAAGUGA
This is a messenger RNA of Durio zibethinus, 1103 nucleotides long. Lineage: Eukaryota; Viridiplantae; Streptophyta; Magnoliopsida; Malvales; Malvaceae. The record is from RefSeq and is a predicted model, not a curated record.